AUGGGCACAGAUUUGCCUUCUGGACAGAGAAAGCGACCCCUCUUCUUCAGGGAACUCUACAGACUGUCUUCAGCGUUCCAAAGGCAACCCCCUCUAUAUCUUACUAAACUUCAAUCAGACAGAAUCGGAGACCUUGGUUCUCCAGACUCCUUCAGAAGACGGGCACAUUUUAAAUGGCUUAACAGUGUCUGGACAUGGAGCAGGUUCUGUGCAGAAUUCAGGAGAGAGUAUUACAACAUGUACACCAUUGAGAUCUGCCAUGGGUAUGGGGAGCAGUUCAAACAAUCCCCACGAGGAUUUGUCGGAGAGGAGAAAAGGGGGCAGGGCUCUUACCUGCUUGGGACUGUGCCAGAUGCUGAGGAUCUGGGCACCAACGCUGUCAGUGACACGCACGGUCCUGAGUGGCAGGAGUCCUCCCUCCUCAAAAUGGAGGAGUUCCCUCAAAUGAAAGAGGAAUCACAGAAGCGGCACCCUUGCGUCAAGAAGGAGGAGGAAGAGGAUGACAUCACCAAGUUCACCGUUGUCCCUUUGAAGAGUGAAGAUCCAAGUGAUGCAGGCAGAAGGGCGGAGCCUCUCCACAGCGGCAUGGCCACCUCAACUGUAGGUGGCGAGCAUCACCGUCGCGGAGGAUCGUCAGAUCGUGACGACGCCACGUCACACUCUUCCGACUAUGCCGACGAUGAUGACGAAGAGUCAGAAGGUCCUGAGACGGACGACAAACGCCGGAAACGUCCUCAGUGUGGCAAAACCUAUUGCAGAAAUGACAUGUUGAACAGUGACAAAGAGACAUUUGUCUGCACAGUUUGCGGGAAAAUACUUUCUUACGUCACUCGAGAAGAUGCUCUUCACCCUAAAAACAACGAGACCGAGCCACUCCACGUCAAACAGGAGGAGGAGGAGCCAGACACGGCGCGCAUCAAAGAAGAAGUGGCCGAGAAUGAAAUCAGCCGGUUUUCAUUCAAAGCCACCUGCGUCAGGCCGACGCGAGAAGAAGACGAAGGUCCGAGCGAGUGGGCGGAGCCUUCACGCUCACGUCAAAAACUCGGCGGCCUCUUAGCGCCGCUCUCGGAUAGCGACGACAUCACGUCGUUCUCCUCCGACGUCGAUGACGAACGCUCACACGACGACGCCGAGUUACGCGGCGACGAAAAGCACGCGACGCCGGAAAGCGACGCUAGAGAAAGCGCAGACGGGAAACGUUUUGCCUGCGCGGUUUGCGAGAAACGAUACUAUACGAAGGGGAAAUUGACGCGACACGCGAAGACGCACGACGGGGAGAAACCCUUUGCCUGCGCGUUUUGCGGUAAAAGAUUCGUCGAGAAGGGCGAUCUAAACAAUCACACGAGAACGCACACUGGAGAAAAACCUUUUCCCUGCUCAGUCUGCGGUAAAAGAUUCACCCGAAAGGGAGAUUUAAACAUACACGCGAGAACGCACACCGGCGAGAAACCUUUCGCCUGCGCCGUUUGCGGUCGGAAAUUCUCCGAAAAAGGAAAUUUAAGCAAGCACGCGGUCACCCACACCGGAGAGAAACCUUUCGCCUGCUCGGUUUGUGCUAAAAAAUUCUCUAGGAAGGAUGAGUUGAAGACGCACGCGAGGACGCACACUGGAGAAAAACCUUUUGUCUGCUCCAUUUGCGGCAAACGAUUUAUUCAGAAGGGAAAUCUGACGGCGCACGAGAGAACCCACACCGGGGAGAAACCGUUCGCCUGCACGGUUUGCGAGCAACGAUUCUCUCAAAAGCAGUCCUUGAGGAUACACGUCAGAACGCACACGGGGGAGAAACCUUUUCCUUGCUCGGUUUGCGGGAAAAGAUUCACUCAGAAAAAAAACUUGUCGGCCCACACGAGAACGCACACCGGGGAGAAAUCUUUUUCCUGCAGGAGGGCGCUGGAGUUUUUGGUCCGAAGCAGCACAUUAAACAGGACGGUGUGCCGGUCAGAGAACAGGCAGAAAGGUGACAAGACUCCACUGUAG
Nerophis lumbriciformis (worm pipefish) is the source of this 1977-nucleotide messenger RNA. The record is from RefSeq and is a predicted model, not a curated record. NCBI's taxonomy places the organism in Eukaryota, Metazoa, Chordata, Actinopteri, Syngnathiformes, Syngnathidae.